GAACAGUUGUGUCAGUCUAUCUCGCCCGCCGCUGCUGCCGCUAGUUUUGGUCUUGGAACUUCCGAGUGUAAACAAGGCUUCCGGUGCACCAAACUCACCAUAACAAAUAUUGGUGACCUUAUGUUAAUUACUAGUUAAUGGUACUGGUAUUUACGGUGAAGGCAACCAUAGUGUGUUAGGUUUGACAUUCAUGAACAGUUAAGCAUUUCAGCCAGGUUGUCCUCAGCACGGGACUGAAGAUAAUACUGUUAGGGUGACGUGGUAUGUGGUGCUGGUCCCGGACUCUGUAACAUUACUGUAGCUGUGGUGCUGCUCACAAGAUGCUGGCCAGUAAACAACGCAGCAUAUCCUCCUCUGGCUCCUACAGUGAGCCAGAUGAAGUCUUCUGCUGCGGCGGCGGCGACAUGAAGGAGCUGUCGGGAGGGACCCUAGAGAGGCGGGCCAUGCUGGUGCUGGCGGGGAUGGUGGAAGGUGCCGUCGUGACCCCGCAGGGGCCCCGGGCCAUGAGCUGUGUGGCCGCCUACCUGCAGGGGCUCAACUCCAGGCUCUUGACGGCUGUGGUGACGGCGGUGUUGGCCACUCGGCCGAGGUGGCUGCCAUUAGAAUACCACUGGGCACCGCUGGACCACGACCCGCUGCUGUACCUGCUGGAGCUGCUGGGGGAGCGCCUCACCGCCCUCACCUACACUUGUCAUCCUCUCUCCCGUGAGCCUCUGCUACACGCCAUCGCCGCCAUGCCGGGCCUCACCACUCUCAACCUGCCCGAGGCCGCCGACGACAACGCCCUGGCGGUGGUUGGCGUCGCCUGCCACAUCCUCGUCACCCUCUGUGUCCGGGGAUCCAAGGCCGUCACUGACGAUGGCGUUCGUCGGCUCCUCCUCCGCCGCCACACUUAUACACGUUCACGUUGGCGACGCUUGUUCUCCCGUUGGCGUUCACUCCGUUCGUCACUCACCCGGCAGCAGGCGCGGUAUAGGCCACUACCCGCGCCACUGAGUGACCACACACUGUUGAUGCCCCUCGACCCCGAGCACCUCAACCCCUUGAGUGCCACUCUCACCCACCUGGACCUGGGCGGCACCAAGGUGAGCAACCAGGCUGCUGAGUGGGCCCGCAGCGUGCUGGUGCCUCACGCCUUCGUGGAGGCCUCACACUCCCAGCACCACUCUCUCCGCUCCCAGACCUCCCUCGAGGACCAGAUGGCCAAGCUCCUGGCGCCACUCACGCCAUAACCUCGCACCACCUGCCCGACCCAACCAUCUGCCUGUAAUAACGCUUCAUCUCUUAGUAGUGGUGAACUCAUCUUUAACCGAGCAACAUCCAGCAGGCAGACGAGGUGUGUUGUGGUCACCUCCUCUGGGUCAACUGUAGUGUUAUCAUACCUUAAGGCUCACAUAGUCAUUAUUUUUGUACUGCAUCAGAUAAUACAACAAGCGAUUCACAUGAUUUAAGUCGAAGUGCCAUUCGACUGUGCCUUUAGAAAAUAUAACUAGAAUAUAUUUUGUACGUGUAGGACUAAAGCGCUUUAACACAAGUAGUGGCAUCUGGUAGACCGAUCACCCUCAGUAGCCUCUGUUGGACUAGUAGCUCAGAGAUACCCCGUCACCCUAAAGACUCUUAUACUGUAAAUAGCUGUUAAAAGAUGUUACCUCGGCCAUAAUAGCAGCCCACUAGACGCCUGAUGCUCAAUACUGUACUACAAGUGUUGUGUUGUGUGACGUUGUACAGUGGGCACAGUUGUGAUCCCUGGCAAGUGUGGUGACGACUGUUACUCUCCUCCUGCUGCUCCUGCCCAAG
Messenger RNA from Homarus americanus (American lobster), 1797 nucleotides. RefSeq lists its product as uncharacterized. The transcript is spliced from 2 exons. The record is from RefSeq and is a predicted model, not a curated record. NCBI's taxonomy places the organism in Eukaryota, Metazoa, Arthropoda, Malacostraca, Decapoda, Nephropidae. Bases 321 to 1232 code for a protein of 303 amino acids.